This is a messenger RNA of Didymodactylos carnosus, 588 nucleotides long. The record is from the annotation of a GenBank genome assembly. Lineage: Eukaryota; Metazoa; Rotifera; Eurotatoria; Philodinida; Philodinidae.
AUGAAUGAAAAAUGUAUUUGUAUGCUUGGAAGAUUUGAUCGUGAAUGUCAUCUCCAGUAUGAUCCAUGCAAACAUAUUAUGUGUCAAAAUCAAGGAAUAUGUAUUCCACUAGAUAUUCGAGCAUCACCAUUUAUGUAUGCUUGCAUUUGUAAUCAAGAAUAUUUUGAUAAUUUGUGUCAAUAUAGUUCAGCGAAAGCAUUCAGCACUGUGACAAAAUCGAUUCAAAAUCAAUUACAUAUGACGUCAUUUAGUCAAAUACCACUUGUUACUGUCUAUUUUGUGGAUAUAUCGAAUAAUAUUGCUAUUCCAGCAAUUCGGGAUCAUUUCGUUUAUACAAAAAUAUCGUUUGGUAGUGAUAUUAUUGCCAUAUCGAAUCGUCAAAUGUAUUUAUCAAGUUUUAUAUUUGUACAAAUCUAUUUUAAUACUAAGGAUUUGUAUGGUCACUAUUAUUUAAUUGGUCUUUUAAAACUACCAAUGAAGCUAAUUAAAACAUCUACUCUUACUUCACAUCGUUAUCCACAUAUAGGAGAAUUAUUAAAUUCAACAAUAAUGUCGUAUGUGUAUUUGAAACGAAUUAAAUUUUACUAG